UCAUCACUACUCACACUCACUCGCUCUCUGAAGGUCUACUCCCAAACCACCCACUCUGUAUCUGUCUAUCUAAACAAUCAAUCUUUAUCUCUAUCACACACACAAUCACACCAAUGUCACCACCACCUCCACAUUCCUUCAAUUUCCUCCUCCUCCUACUCUUUCUCUUCCACCUAACCCUCACGCAGUCUCAACCACACCCAGACCUCUCUGCACUCCUAACUUUCAAAUCCUCAUCCGACGUCUCAAACUCAUUAUCAUCUUGGACAUCCUCCCAAAACCCUUGCAACACCACUUCCCCUUUUCUCGGCAUCUCAUGUCUCCACGACCGAGUCACUCGACUCGUCCUCGAAAACCUCAACUUACUCGGCCGAUUUGACUCACUCACUUCCUUAACUAACCUUCGUAUCCUUUCUCUCAAAAAUAACCGCCUCACCGGCCCCAUUCCAGAUCUUUCUUCUCUCACUUCACUCAAACUUCUCUUCCUUUCGAACAACCUUAUCUCCGGCGAGUUUCCGCCGUCCGUCACGGCACUUUCCGGUCUUUAUCGUCUUGAUCUGUCCCGCAACAACUUUUCUGGCGAGAUUCCGGCGAAUAUUAACCGUCUUAGCCAUCUCUUAACCUUACGCCUUGAGGAUAACCAAUUCUCCGGUGACAUUUCUGUUUUGAACUUGCGAAACUUACAGGAUUUUAACAUUUCCGGUAACUUAAUCUCCGGCGAAAUUCCGGCGGUUUUGUCUAGCUUUCCCUUAACCGCAUUCUCAAAAAACCGUAAUUUAUGUGGUUCGCCGAUCGGUAACUGUACGGAACCGAAAAUUCCCGGUCAGGCGUCACCAGUCACCGGUGAUGGAAACGGUAAAGCGGCGAGCACCGUCGUGGCAUCGUCGCCGAGCUCAGUACCGGAAACAACGGCGUUACCUAAAAAGUCAGGAAGUAACGGAAACCGUCAAGGAAACGGUAACGGAAGAAUUAGUACAUUAGCAAUAGUAGCAAUAAUAAUCGGUGACGUGUUAGUGUUGGCAUUAGUCUCAUUAAUUUUAUACUGUUACUUUUGGAAAAACUGUAAUGGAAAGUCAAAGAAAAAGUCAGCGUCCUCACAGAUUCUAGAAGGUGAAAAAAUAGUUUAUUCAUCAAGUCCAUACCCGAACCCCAAUCCAAACAUACAAACCGGAUUCGAGAGGGGUAAAAUGGUCUUUUUUGAGGGAGCAAGGAAAUUUGAGUUGGAGGAUUUGUUAAGAGCUUCAGCUGAGAUGUUGGGUAAGGGUGGCUUUGGGACAGCUUAUAAAGCGGUGUUGGAUGAUGGGAAUGUGGUUGCGGUAAAAAGGUUAAAAGAGGCGGCGAUUGGUGGUAAAAAAGAGUUUGAGGAAAGGAUGGAGGUGUUAGGGAGGUUAAGGCAUGUUAAUGUUGUGAGUUUGAAGGCUUAUUAUUUUGCUAGAGAUGAAAAGUUGUUGGUUUAUGAGUACAUGAGUAACGGUAACUUGUUUUGGCUUCUUCACGGAAACAGAGGACCGGGCAGGACACCUUUAGACUGGACCACAAGGCUUAAGGUUGCAGCAGGUGCAGCCAGAGGUUUAGUCUUUAUCCACCACUAUAGCAAGUCACUUAAACUCACCCAUGGCAACAUCAAGUCCACAAACAUCCUCCUUGACAAAACUGGCAAUGCCUGCAUUUCCGAUUUCGGUCUCUCUGCCUUUGCGCCUCCAACCAACGUCCCUAAAACCAAUGGCUACCGUGCUCCAGAACUAUUAACAAUGGACUCUCGUAAAACCACGCAAAAAUCUGAUGUGUAUUCUUUUGGUGUCCUUUUAUUAGAGCUUCUGACGGGCAAAUGCCCGUCGGUUGUGGACAAUGGUGGAACCGGAUAUGGUGGAGCCGUGGACCUGCCAAGGUGGGUGCAAUCUGUGGUUCGGGAAGAAUGGACAGCCGAAGUUUUCGAUUUAGAGUUAAUGAGGUAUAAGGAUAUUGAAGAGGAAAUGGUGGGCUUGUUGCAGAUUGCCAUGUCGUGUACUGCCGCUGCACCGGAUCAACGCCCUACAAUGGGCUAUGUUUUGAAGAUGAUCGAGGAGAUACGGGGAGUAGAGGUGUCACCGAGUCACGAAAUGCUUGACUCGGUGUCUGACUCACCAUCGGUGUCUGAUGACACAUGCCGAGCCAGUGAGUAGUUUGGAAUUUUUGUUUUUGUGUCAGAGAUCUGUUGCCAGUGGUGUAAAGUAGGUUUAAUUUUUGUUUUUAUUUAAUAAGUUUAGUUUAAUUAUUUUACUGUUUGACAAAAUUCUUUAAAGAAUUGUGUCUCAAUUGAGGCCUUUUGGGGUGCA
This is a messenger RNA of Erigeron canadensis, 2315 nucleotides long. Its product is annotated as probable leucine-rich repeat receptor-like protein kinase At1g68400. Lineage: Eukaryota; Viridiplantae; Streptophyta; Magnoliopsida; Asterales; Asteraceae. Bases 114 to 2162 code for a protein of 682 amino acids. Gene Ontology annotation, biological process: protein phosphorylation. The record is from RefSeq and is a predicted model, not a curated record. The transcript is spliced from 2 exons. Gene Ontology annotation, molecular function: protein kinase activity; ATP binding; protein binding.